Molecule: messenger RNA, 2429 nt
Organism: Trichoplusia ni (cabbage looper)
Lineage: Eukaryota; Metazoa; Arthropoda; Insecta; Lepidoptera; Noctuidae
Product: Bardet-Biedl syndrome 7 protein homolog
Exons: 15
Coding region: 253-2400 (715 amino acids)
Biological process (GO): intracellular transport; cilium assembly; intracellular protein localization
Cellular component (GO): ciliary basal body; BBSome; axoneme
Source: RefSeq, a predicted model, not a curated record
GGAAACUUGUUCAGGCUAAACUAAUUAGACAACUAGUCUGCCACAUCUCAUUUAACUCUCCUUUAUUUUCAAAUCAAUCAAAAUAUAUCGUCAUUCAAUAGAAUCGUUUAUUUAAUAAAAUUCAUAGCAUCUUUGUGCUCAGCUGACCUGCCAAUUAACUAGUAUUUUGGUUUGUUACGUUUUUCGUUGCCAAGGUAGUAUCGAUGGGAAUCUAAUUAAUUCAAGUCAAAUUAAAUAUCUUUUCACAAAAAUAUGGAUUACGAUUUAGCGCGAAUUGAUUACACAGUAUGUGGAAUUACGUACCCGGAUACUUUAAAAAUAAUGUCGCCUUUAGGUCCGAAGGUGGACCAAAAGUUUGCAAUAGGUGACAAAAACGGAGUCCUACAAUGUUUGAGUAUAAAAGACGAGGAACCUGUGGUUCAAUUCAAGACACUGCCUGGCAAACCUAUUACAUCCGUGCAACUUGCGACCACAGCAGGGCAACAAGCAGAUAAAAUAUUUACAGCUUCAGGCAAUGAAGUCAAAGGGUAUACGCGAAAAGGAAAGGUGUUCCUUUGUAUUGAAACUGCGUUAACGGAAACCAUCACGUCCAUGUGCAUAAUCGGGAAUGACUUAAUACUCUGCAGCGGACGCACCGUCACUUUUUACAGGGAUUUGCGCGAGUACAACUCUUACGUUUGUGAAGAUAGAGUCCUCGACAUAGCAGCGUUUGCGGUACCUAAUAGUACGAGGAUUCGUCUAUUAGUGUUGGUAGCUAAUAAGGGAGCGGUACUCUUAGAAAAUGGAAAACUUAUUGCUCGUACGGUUAUUUCAUCCGGGCCUUCUCGCUUGUCAGUGCCUCCUUCUACACAUGUGACGGACAUCGUUGCCUUCUACGGAGCCAGUGACGGUUCCAUAGGCCUGAUUGCUUACGAAGAAUUAACAUUGUCAAGCAAAUGUUUAGUGGAUGGUAGAGGAUUGGGAUCUGUGGUAUGCCUCGGGUGGUACUACAAUAAUGGUAACUUCCAUCUCAGCGUUGGUCGUCACGAUGGCUCAAUCCAAUUGUACCUGAUUGAUAUGGACAAUUUUGGAGAAAAGCCAAGGCUCAAGUAUACUUACUUUUGUGGAGAACCUGUGACUUCUGUAGCUGGGGGAUGUGUGAGCACAGAAGAAUCAGAGUUACUCGUGGCAACGUUUUCGGGCAGAAUUUUCGCACUUCGAGCAAGUCACUUAGUGAGCGGCGUUAAAGUACCACAAGAUAUUUUAGCAGCUAGAAGGGCGAAACUAGAGGGAGAGGUAGCGCGUCUAGAAAAGCAAACAGCUAAUGAGAGAGAAAAAUAUCAACAAAACACUCGUUCCUUGCAUGCUGGAUUAUCCACACCACCUCUUCUGGAUGUUCAACAUGAGUUGUUGGGAGCAGGAAGCGAUGGUUGGCAGGAAGUUAGAAUGACAUCGGCGGUACCUCUAGACAUGCUUUUUAUAUAUUGCAAUCAAAAGUUACAAAUGCAAACUGAUACAGCUGCAGUCCUUACAAUCUGCUCUUCAAUGGAAACAGGUUCCGAUAUCCUAGCUUCUGUAAGAUGUCAAGCAGGAACUCGAAGAGUGUGGAUUAAGAUCCGGUAUACCUCAGAUACUUUUAUAAACUCUAGGCUGGAGGGUAAGCGCGUGUUAAUCUACGUCUUACCAGCAGGCGCUCCAAGAGUUGCUCGUCUACUAAGUCUAAAAUUACCAGCGCUACCGUAUUAUUCCAAACACGAAUCCGAAAAAGAUUUGGGGUCUUAUGAAAGAACUUUGAGUCAACUGCAAGUAUCCGGAAACUAUUCAGUAGCUGAAAUGACAUCUUGGCUCACGGAAGCUUUACCGGGUGAGCUUCCACGACCAGCGUCGGAAAUAACCUUUGUCAGAAUACACUCUCUUUUGGAAACUAUUUUGAUUUGUGAAUACCAGAGGGGGAACGCAACUUUUAAAUCAGACAACGUAUCUACCAUUGCGGUUUUACGGAAUAUCGUAUCAAAUUGUUCGGUGGAGAAAAAUAUAAGCGUGGAAAUAACUUUCGACAUUCCGGAAGACUGCUGUGUACAGUCAUUUAAAAACAUAGAAAAUAAAUUUAAAGUAGAAUAUCAGAAAAAUAAAGAUUUAAUUUUGAAAAACGCUAUCAGCAUGUUGGAUUUGGACAGUUCAAUGAAUGAGGAAGGUCCUUUAUUAUGUCAAGAGUAUGCUCGCGUUUGGGAUUCUAAGGACAACAUUAUUAAGAAUCAAUUUAAUGACCUUGUUGAAAUGGUUCUUCAAUGGUACCUGGAUUGGCGAACACUGUCUUUACACAAUGAUAACUAUGGUAACGAAUCUACGAAACUUCAAGCAGCUUUGAAAGAUUGUCGACUGGACAAUGUUCUGAAAAUACUUUCAAGUAAAAAUUCCUAAUUGUAUGUCAAUAAAAUUAUUUCAUAAUA